Molecule: messenger RNA, 1719 nt
Organism: Batrachochytrium dendrobatidis JAM81
Lineage: Eukaryota; Fungi; Chytridiomycota; Chytridiomycetes; Rhizophydiales
Product: dihydrolipoyl dehydrogenase
Exons: 14
Coding region: 1-1539 (512 amino acids)
Cellular component (GO): oxoglutarate dehydrogenase complex; mitochondrion
Molecular function (GO): flavin adenine dinucleotide binding; dihydrolipoyl dehydrogenase (NADH) activity
Source: RefSeq, a predicted model, not a curated record
AUGUUGACUGCCAUCACCUCUUCUGCUCGCUCCUCAAUGAUCUCAUCAAACUUACGUGCGGCUGUUUCUGCUACUGCUUUUGGCACCCGGAUCUCCUCUCGUUUUCUGGCCACUGCUGCCACUGAUUACGAUGUUGUUGUUGUUGGUGGUGGUCCCGGUGGUUAUGUUGCAGCAAUCAAGGCCUCCCAAAUGGGUCUCAAGACUGCAUGCAUUGAAGGUCGAGGCACUCUUGGUGGUACUUGCCUUAAUGUUGGCUGUAUCCCUUCCAAAUCCCUUCUUCACAACUCUCAUCUAUAUCACGUUGCUAGCCACGAAUUUAAAAAGCGUGGAAUUGAAGUCACUGGACUCUCUGUAAAUCUCGAUCAAAUGCUCAAGCAAAAGGAAAAGUCCGUCAGAGGUCUGACUGGAGGAAUCGAGAUGCUUUUCAAGAAAAACAAGACCGACUAUCUCAAAGGAUGGGGUACUCUCAAGAGCGCGACCGAGAUUGAAGUCACUGCUAAUGAUGGCACCAAAUCUACUGUCAAGGCCAAAAAUAUCAUUAUUGCUACUGGCUCUGAGCCAUCUGGAUUCCCUGGAAUCACUGCAAGUAUUGGAAUGGUUGAUGAGGAAGUCAUUGUUACCUCCACUGGUGCCUUGUCUCUUACCAAAAUUCCCGAAAAAAUGAUCGUCAUUGGCGGGGGCGUGAUUGGCCUUGAGCUUGGCUCUGUUUGGUCUCGCCUUGGUGCCGAGGUCAGCGUUGUCGAGUAUAUGGGUGCCAUUGGUGCUGGCAUGGAUGCAGAUCUUGCUAAAUCCUUCCAAAAAACUCUUCAAAAACAAGGCAUGAAAUUCAAGCUUGGAACAAAAGUUAUUUCUGCCACAAAGAAUGCCCAAGGAAAAGUGGAGGUUGUUGUUGAGCCCGCUGCAGGUGGUCCUCAGGAAACUCUUGUCGUUGAUGUUGUUCUACUUUCCAUUGGUCGUCGUCCCAACACUGAGAACCUUGGUCUCGAUAAAAUUGGUGUUCAAGUUGACAAUAAAGGCCGUGUUAUCACGGAUCACGAAUUCAAGACCAACGUUGCCGGUAUUCGUGCCAUUGGUGAUGUGAUCACCGGACCCAUGCUUGCCCAUAAGGCCGAGGAGGAAGGAAUUGCUGCUGUUGAGCAUAUCGCUUCUGGACACGGACAUGUCAACUACAGUGCCAUUCCAUCUGUGAUCUACACUCACCCCGAGGUUGCAUGGGUUGGCAAAACUGAGGCAGAAGCCAAGGCCAGCGGCAUCGAAUACAAGAUUGGCACUUUUCCUUUUGCUGCCAAUAGCCGUGCCAAGACUAUGGACGAUUAUGAAGGCAUGGUCAAGAUUAUCACCGAAGCCAAGACUGACCGUAUUAUCGGUGCCCACAUUAUUGGCCCUGGUGCAGGUGAGAUGAUUGCGGAGGCGGUUAUUGCGAUUGAAUAUGGUGCAUCGAGCGAGGAUAUUGCCCGUACCUGUCAUGCUCACCCCACUCUUUCUGAGGCAUUUAAAGAGGCUUGCAUGGCUACCUACGACAAGCCUAUCCACUUUUAAUUCAACUCGGAAUCGACUAAAAUUUAUGCCAAUGGCUGGAAUCUGUCCAACUAUUGAUUUCCAUUACUACAAAAGUCAGAUUUUAUCCAAUAAUUGGCAUACUUUACUUUUGGAUGCAUCCCAACCUCAAUAUUUUAUGCAUUCUGUUUCACAUGUUACACGAGUUCAGGUUCAAUACAU